Pygocentrus nattereri (red-bellied piranha) is the source of this 1941-nucleotide messenger RNA. RefSeq names its product tripartite motif-containing protein 16-like protein. The coding region runs from base 77 to 1645 and encodes 522 amino acids. The record is from RefSeq and is a predicted model, not a curated record. The transcript is spliced from 8 exons. NCBI's taxonomy places the organism in Eukaryota, Metazoa, Chordata, Actinopteri, Characiformes, Serrasalmidae. Gene Ontology annotation, molecular function: zinc ion binding; protein binding.
AGACGGAAUUAAAUGUGGGAUUUGUAACGAUUUCUUCAAAGAGCCAACAACCAUACCGUGUGGACACAACUUCUGUAUGAAAUGUAUUUCAAACCAAUGGGAUAAUGAGCUCUAUCAGUUUUAUAACUGCCCCAAAUGCUCCAAAACUUUUAUGACGAGACCAGAGUUAGUGAUGAAUGAGACUCUUUGUGUCAUUGGGAACAAGCUUCAAAGACUGAAAUUACAAGACGGCGCCCAGUACGGUGUGGUUGCAGAACUUAAAAAGAAGAAUCAAAAGCCACAACCGAUGACACGAGACAAAAUGAAGGCGAAAGAAAAACUGAAGAAGAUGAUGUGUGCCCAACAUGACAGAUUACUGAACUUUUACUGCCGGGAUGACAAGCAAUGCAUCUGUGAACAGUGUACCCUUUCUGAACACAUGGGACACAACACGGUAACAGCUGUAGAAGAGAGAAAAGAGAGAGAGCAAAAGGUUGAAGAAUGUCUUCAGAAGGCACGAUGUGAAAUACACGAGAGAGAGUUAAUCUUGCAAAAGAUAUCGAAAACAUCCGAUCAAAUAAAGGACUCCUCCAAUUGUGCAGUGGACGCCAGCAGAAGUGUGUUCUCUGAGCUCACAGUGACCCUGGAGAAAAUGAAGGAAGAGCUGAACAAGAUCAUCCAAGAGCAAGAGACGGCUUUGCUUAGCCAGGCUCAGCUGGAGGAAAAACAGCAGAAACUGGUCAUAUGGUCACUGCAAGCAAUGGAGACUGAACUGGAGGCACUCUCACACGUAAAGGAUGACAUCCCCUUCAUCAUGAAAUCACAGCUAGUUGUCAGUCAACAGGAAGCAGAUCCAGUUACUAUUCACGUUAACGAAAACCUUUCCUUUGAGUUUGUGACUGUGGCUUUAAAUAAAGUGAAAGACAUGCUGGAGGACGGCUGCAAAGUUGCAAUAGAAAACAUCCAGCAAAGAGUCAGAAACGUGACACUUGUGAAAACAUCUGUGCAGAAUCAGAAGCAUCCUGACCGACAAGUGUGGAGAAAAUUCUCAAAUGUUUCAGGCCCCAGACCACAAAUUGAGGUGCGACAGCCAAACAUACCGAUGAGAAGACAAGAUUUCAUGAGAUAUGCCUGCUCACUGACACUGGAUGUUGAAACUGCGCAUCAGUCUCUGACCAUCUCUGAUGACAACACAAGAGUAUAUGUCAAACGUCAAAGACAGAAAUCUUCUCCAAAGAGAUUUGACUGCUGGGAACAAGUGCUAGGCAAAGAGGCCCUCAGAGGAGGGCGCUUUUACUGGGAGGUUGAGUGGUCAGGAAAGGGUGUGUUCAUUGGGAUGGCACUGGAAGGCAUUGCUAGGAAAGGUGAGGGAGCGGAAUGUGGGAUAGGACGCAACAUCAACUCCUGGUGUUUGCAGUGCUCUAAUGUCAGCUACUCUGCCUGGCACAACGAUGUCACAACCGCUGUUGCAGUUAAUGUCUUUUCACCUAGAAUAGGAAUCUACUUAGACCACAACGCAGGUAGUCUUACAUUCUACAGCAUCUCGGAUAAAAUGACCCUCCUACACAGGUUUAACUUAGAGAAGUUUUCCGGGCCUUUGUAUCCAGCUUUCGGCCUUGGGCUCGGCCUUGGGCUGCAGUCAUGGAUAAAAAUCUACAAAUUAUGAAAACAUAUCGAGAAAUAUGGCAAAGACAGUGGAUAAAACGAAAGACGUAUUACAGUGUAGGAGGUGAUGACUAAGGAUGACUAGGAAAACAAAACAACUUUGUCAACUGUUUUUCCACACUUUUAUGUUUUAUGGUUAUUUACAGGUUAUUUCCUGGUCUAGUGCUAUCUUUCCUUGUAACCAGCAGCAGGGUGAUAAUACACAGCAGGAACAGUGUUAUUACACAAAAGACUGAGAACCGCAAAUUAAAAUUUAUUAAAAGCAAUAUCCAUCCAUCCAUCCAUUUUCUAAGCCAC